This is a messenger RNA of Dibothriocephalus latus, 135 nucleotides long. Lineage: Eukaryota; Metazoa; Platyhelminthes; Cestoda; Diphyllobothriidea; Diphyllobothriidae. The record is from the annotation of a GenBank genome assembly.
CAUGCUACGGAGCAACCAAAGCCAGAGAAAGCUGAAGCUGCCGUGCCGGUGGCAGCUGGAGAAGCCGCGUCUGGUGAGGGUCAGGCCGUAGAGGGUGGAAAGACCAGUAGCCGACGCAAAUCACAGAAAAAGUAG